Amoebophrya sp. A25 is the source of this 4028-nucleotide messenger RNA. The record is from the annotation of a GenBank genome assembly. NCBI's taxonomy places the organism in Eukaryota, Dinophyceae, Syndiniales, Amoebophryaceae.
AGGCAUUUUUUGGUGCACAUGAUGAACAAUCUUUUAAUCAGUCAACAAUGAGUAUGAGUUACAUGGCAUGUUGAUGUUGUUGACCCGCCCGUCCCGUCUUUUGGUUUUCUAUGACCAAUUUGUUAUCCCCCAUUAGGCAUUAAUGUGACGGUAAAAGAAAAAGUGUUCAUGAUGCUCUAGACGCUAUAAUGGGCGACGUUUGUAUUUUUUCAACUGGAGCAAAUAAAUUUUGCUCUCGCCCGUGUAGAAAUGCAGAUAUUGAUAGAAUCAGAUAACCAUAACACAAUGAAUGGCUGCUCCGGAAACUAGCGUGAUGACAUCCUGCUGUCACGACAAUAAUUCGUCUUCGCACCACAACAGCAAACAAAUAACAAUGAGCGUGGUCGACCAUCUUCAAUUCCAACAGGUGACCCCAGGUUCUUCUAGGAGUGUCGUGGACCACACUACACGACAUUCUUCGUCCACCGACACAUCAGAAGAUGAUACGGAUGCCAGACAUCGCGCAGACGGUUACCUCUAUCUGCACAUGUCGGAAUGGAUCGACCAUGUCCUGCUUCGCGACAUGACGCUCAGAUGGAGACCGAGGGCCCGAAAAACCUGGUGGUACGCGUCCUCAUCCUUCACCUACACGACGAUUGGACUGGUUGUCUACUUUAUGGAUGCUCGACUGCGUUCUAAUUCUAAAUUAGAUUCAUUGACUACUACAGAUCAGCAGGAAAGAAACACUAGGGAUGUUGACGUUGUUGAGACGGUCGUUGUCAAUCAUGUUGACGAUGAACUGUCUUGAUGAUCUCUACUUCCUUGAGAGGAGACAUUUUUGAUGACAUCCAAUCUUAUAUCCUUGCUUUCAUAUUGGAUCGCUGUGCGGCGUUGCAAGCAGCGUGCGGUGAAGCGUAUGCACCGGUGUGGCCUUGGGAAGCUUUUGCGCUGAUGCUCCAGGGUGUCCUCAGCUACGCGUCCGAUGUUCAUUGUUUUGGUACCGCAUAUUGCUUGGAUCUUGUUGCUUUCUGAUUUUUACACGACAAGUUGAUGUGGUUUCUAUGUAUAUGUACUAUCUGUCGGGAUCAGAACACGCAAGCACAUGCGAAAGUUGACUCAAUCGUCAAAGAGUAGAGAUAGAUUAUAACUAGACCAAAUGAUCAUCGUUCAUGAUGAAAAACAGGUCUCGUCUGGUGGGUCGCGCGAUUGGAUCAGCUGUCCGCGUCGACCUUGUUCUGCAUGCAGGUUCGAAAGGCGUGGACAGUCCCUCAAGAUGCGGUGCAGAUGGGCAUUCUCGCGUGCGCGUUACUCCUUGCAGCGGUUUGCUUCGUCUGUGGACAAAUUUGUCAUCGAGCCAUGGUCCGACUCUUAGAAGAAAGCUACAGCUGCAUUAUGGUUCUGGUUGCUAGAAUUAUCCUCACCAUGCAUAUUAAGCAUAAUUACCUAACCGCGAUUUUCCCAAGCUUCUUGUUCGUUCAUAUUUCGAGAGGACGGCGAUGCCGAAGCUCCGAAUGUCACAAGUGAAACGGAAGUGGUUUCGGAGAGCGAGGAAAGUCGUGGACUGGUCAACCCAUUCGUAAGCCAACACGAGGGAAGUAGUAUCAAACCUGAUCCUUCCCGAGAUAAAAAGAGCAUGCACAAUUAUAUGUUGAUGAAUCCGCAUACAGUUCUUUCUUCCACAACGUCAACUACAUCAACAUUUGCCGUUGUGGAAGAGCCACCCAGUAGCUGCAUGAUCCAGCAACAGCAGCUACAACCUGCUUAUUUGGAUGGUAUGAGAAAGCUGGAACCAGUUGGGCAGCUGUCUAUGUCAGGCGCGGCCUCCGCUAGUAUGGACGAUAAUGUGCAGAAGAUGCGCCGAGGGUUUAGUUUUGACACUGAAGAGUAUACGGCGGGUGGGCCGUGUGGCGCACCAACGCUAGGAGGCUUCGUUGGCAAAGACGCUCACACAGUAUUAUUGGAUAUUCAUUUGAUCCACUUGUCUAAGUAGAGUGAUCACAUUGAUACCUAAGUACUUAAGUACAACUUAGUGUCGCUCCAUCCAGUUCCUGUAGAUCGUUAAUAUUGAUGUCAAAAACUAAGUUGUCAUCCGAAAUGAUACUGAAUUUCUAUGAUGAAUACUACUAUGAUGAAUACUACUAUGAUGAAUACUACUAUGAUGAAUACUACUAUGAUGAAUACUAUGAAGACUAUGAUGUAUUAGGACCACAACGAUAACCUAGCAUAACGCUAACCUAACCACAAACGAAAACUCCAUAUAAUCAGCCUCAGCUACGCUUAAAGCACUAAAGUAAAACAACCGGUUAGUUUUCACCUCUAUUUCCAGGCUGAUCCCUUCAAACAACGUAUAAUCAGCCUCACAGCAUGGAUGGCGCGGCGGAACGGGUAGAGCCAGACUGUACAAAUGGCAUGCGAGGGGAAGAGCACCCAGCUUUUUCCUUGCGCCUUCUAGCUUUCGGCAUCGGGGUUUUGCUAGGCCGCGUAGCGAAAGAAGACAUGCUGUUCCUCAACGCAAAUGAUAGAGAAAGAUCUUCAACAUCGCGAGGAAAAAAAGGAGAGCACCUCGUCCAUAUGAAAAAUGUAGUUACGAAGGAAAAUACGAGUGGUACUACGACUUCUAUAGCGUCAACCAGAACCAUUAGUAGGUCUCCAACUACUUCAUCUAGUUCUAGUAUCCAGGAUUGGAGUCGCGCUCUUGCGUCGAAGUACCUCGUUCGUCCAGUUGUCUGUCGAGGAGCAGGAUCACCCGCACAACAUGCAGCGACAGACGGGGCCCUUCAGAAGAGCGUCUCGAUGCCAGGAGCGUUUGACGAUUCCCGACAGGCACACUCGGAUACCACACGACCGCGCGUUGAGGAUCUUUUCCAUGGGUUCCUGGUUUAUCAUACGGCAUGGCAUUACGUCCUGCCCGUCGGAGCCUACUUGUGGGUGUCUUACACGCUUCAACUCCCUCUUCUACCCUUAAUAUUCAAUGCUGGCACUACUCCCUGAAGGAGAAGGACAAGAGCAGAGGCGCACGAAAAGCGUUUCACAUUCACAACACUGCUUCUAUGUUUCUCCUGAUUGCGUAAUGGAGGUACUUUCAUGGGUGGAACUACCUCUACUGGCUUCGCAUAAGCGGCACUUAGGCUGAAGCAAAGUUGCGCACCAGAAGGUCCAGUUGACGAUUGUAGUGCUGUGGUACUCUGUUAUGAGACCACAAGCGGUACUCUGAUGUGAGAUAAUCUAGACAGGAGGUAAGUCGUCCCUGCCAACCAACGCGGCCUGGCCGCGAGACAGCGGACCCUCAACCUUGAACCUUGAGGUAAGUACUCGUUUUCCUGAAACCCUAACUCUUGCCUUUAACUGAAUGUUUUGCGGAUGAAUGUUUUGAUGCAGCACUGCGCGUUGAUUUUUUACUUUUGCACACAGCAUUAGCAUUUCAUACAUCGCUUAUCUUCCUUGAUCAGUUUCGAUUCUGUUGUAGUGAUGCUUAACAAAUGGAUGCAGUACAACGUCUAAGUUUAUCUCUUCCAUAUUUUUGAUGUUGAUUCGAAGAAGAAGAACAGCUGCGGCUUAUUUUACCCUAAGUUGCAGAAGCAGAGACGGCUUAACCUCCACAUCAAACCGUUUUAGUUAGAGGUCGUCAGGGCGGACGCUCAUUGUUCGAUGGUUUUUGCAUCUUCUUAGUUCUAAUAAACCUUCCAGUCCAUUUAUUACGCCUUUUUAUUCAUUACAGUCUCUUUAGUGGAGGGUUGUCAAUUUCGCUAAUGCUUCAUAGCUCAAUAUUAUCACAAGAAUAUCAAUGAUCUCAAUGUUUAGGCUUGUCAUGGCAUUUCUCGUGCAAUUUUGAGAUCCACAGUGAAUAAGUUGGCUUUCCCCCAAGACCAACAUUGGCACAUCUUCCUAAGAGUUCAUAUUGCAAAAUUGGAUCAAUGGAUGCCCAGGUUUCAUCUCUACAAUAUUAUGUUGCAAUUCCUUUAUGUUCACUCCUCCUGGAGGGAACUCAGCCGCGGAACACUGUUGAAUUUUGGUCACCCGAAUUGUCAAUGAAUCUCCGAAGACUGCCG